ACCGAAGUUUGUGACACAGGCGCCGCUCAUUAAAUCAUACGACAGGAUGAGGUCGGCCUUGAGGUGAGGAGCCUCAAGCUGUGCGGGCGCAGAUAGCACGAGGCCGCGUUUCUGUUUGCAGAGCUCCGACGACAGAUGUGGCAGCUGAGCGCGAGUCCAUGCCGACGAUGAUCAGCAAAGUGAAGAGCGCCAUGUCCACGCUGGUGGGAGGGAUGAUGCCCCACGGCCACCAUCACCACCACCACCAUCAUCAUCAUCACGACCACCACGGCGGCGGCGGCGGCGGCGACGGCCUGCCGCCGCGCUUCCCCUACGGCCGCCCGGACUUCCUGGAGCUCAGCCCGGAGCUGCUGCAGUACUCCACCGAACACGCCUCGCGGCCGGUGCUGACGCUCAAGCGAGGCGGCGGGCUCCCCUGGAACACCGGAUACGCCGAUGACGAGUCCCAGUGCGGGAUGCUCGCCGGCUCACAGCACUGCCGCAUCUGCAGCAGGCACUCAAAUCUCCAAUCUGCUGCACCGGCUCCCUCUGGUUCUGCUGUGGUGAUCAACGCCGGCAAGAGCAUGCUGAACGAGGACCAGGCCUCCUGCGAGAAGCUGUUUGUGCGGAAGCCCAGCGGAAAACAGCACAACUCCACUCUGCUGGAGGACAACGGGGUGAGCCAAGUGCAAAACUGCAGCGAUGGCAUCCAAUCGGAAGCCCGAGAGACGGGACAUGAGCUAAAAAUUAUGGAUGGCACAGGGAUACCCCUCUACUUCUGGGGCGUCUAUGAUGGCCACGCCGGCUCCGGUGCUGCCAUCAUGGCCUCCAAGCUGCUCCACCGCCUCAUCCGGGACCGGCUGGGCGAGAUCUUCCACUUGCUGAACAACCACGGUGGGGCGCCGCCGCCCAUCUGCUUGGCCAAGAACGGCAGCCCGUACCAGGCCGAGAUCAAGAAGGGGGCGGCGCAGGAGUCGGACGAGCCCGACCCCGUCAGCGAUUCGGGGGUGCGCUAUCACAUGGAGAAGGUCGUCAGUCUGGAGAACCUCGUGAUGGGCGUCAUUGAGACCGCGUUCAAGCAGAUGGAUGACCUGAUCGAAAAGGAGAAAGCGUCGUACGCCAUCUCUGGUGGCUGUUGUGCCUUAGCUGCCAUCCAUCUAAUGGGCAAACUCUAUGUUGCCAAUGCUGGAGAUAGCAGGGCUAUAAUAAUCCGGAAUACAGAAGUUGUUCCCAUGACCAACGAGUUUACACCAGAGUCGGAGAGACAACGACUGCAGUAUCUGGGCUUCCUGAGGCCAGAGCUCCUGGGCAACGAGUUCACACACAUUGAGUUCCCGCGCAGGAUCCAGCACAGCGAGCUGGGCAAGAAGAUGCUGUACCGAGACCACACCAUGAGUGGCUGGGCUUACAAGACAAUCGUUGAAGAUGAUCUGAAAUUUCCUCUCAUAUACGGAGAAGGUAAAAAGGCACGGGUCAUGGCGACCAUCGGAGUGACUCGCGGUUUGGGGGAUCACGACCUGAAGGUGUACAGCUCCAACAUUUACAUCAAGCCGUUCCUCUCGUGCGUUCCCGAGGUGCAAGUCUACGACUUCGACGACACCAAACACGGCCCGGACGACGUCCUCGUCAUGGGCACGGACGGACUGUGGGACGUAACCACGGACAAGGAGGUGGCGGACGCAGUCUCGGCGUAUCUGGCGUGUUGCGACCCCUCGGACCCCAUGAGGUACACACUGGCGGCACAGGACCUGCUGAUGCGCUCCCGAGGAGUUCUGAAAGAGCGCGGCUGGCGGCUCCCCAACGACAGGCUGGGCUCGGGCGACGACAUCACCGUGUUCGUCGUCCCACUGGCGGGACACGAGGCCGAGACAUGAGGCAUGACUGCUCGCGGCUCAAAACCAAGCUGACCGACUGACCGGGCCCCCCCCCCCCCGCCGGAAGGAGAAUCGGGUCUGAGCAGCACCUUCCUCCACUUCUAGAUUUUCGGACCCUUCAUUUCCCGACUCCUAACAGGAGAUUUUCCAGCGGUGUCCUCUUCCUCAGCGACGGCUGCUAGUGAGAUUUAACCCCCCCCCCCCCCCUGCGUGGUACUUCCUGUUUACGUUCAAGGCUGGGCAGCUAGUUUAAAAACUCAGCAUGGACUGUGCAUCUUCACACCUCUCCCAAAUGUGAUUCCUUUUUAUAUAGACGCGCCUCUCUGUAGCAUAAAAGAAUGUGUGGAAACCAAAGAGAUGCCUUCGUGGCACCAGGAUGGAAUGAAAAGAUCACGACAAAAAAGAAGCAUGGGGUUGAAGUUAACGGACCUUUUCCUGCGCCACAUAAUCAUCAGUCUGUAUUCUCCUUUGUUGGUGAUGAAGGUAGGACAGCACUUGAAGAAUGUUUGCACAUAUGAUGUCAUUUUUGUUGAUGAAAAAAGAAGAUAUUGUAUUGUACAUGUAAAGCAUGAAGGCUCACAAUCAUUGCUUUUGUUGUUGUAGGAGAACAAUGUCUCGGUAUAGUAAGCUGUGAUAAAAUUCACACAUAUGCCUUAUUGAAAGUCGACUAAAGCGUUUGUAUUAUCACACCACACGAGGGAUUUGACCUUAACUGUAACGUAUACCUCUCUGUUUUUGUCAUUAUGGUUGUUAUUUAGAUGUUCCAUAUAUUUUUAAAGAUUACGGAAAAUGUUUUAUUUUUAUCUUUCUUAUUCAUACGUGCUUGUUUCGAAAGGCAGUGUGCGGUAUAUGGGAUAAGGCCGACUGAAAUGUGAAAGAUGUCAUGUUCCUCUUUAGAAAUAAAUCACAAUUUUCCCAGUC
This is a messenger RNA of Phyllopteryx taeniolatus (common seadragon), 2774 nucleotides long. It is a transcript of the gene ppm1j, whose product is annotated as protein phosphatase, Mg2+/Mn2+ dependent, 1J. Gene Ontology annotation, molecular function: protein serine/threonine phosphatase activity. The record is from RefSeq and is a predicted model, not a curated record. NCBI's taxonomy places the organism in Eukaryota, Metazoa, Chordata, Actinopteri, Syngnathiformes, Syngnathidae. Bases 159 to 1853 code for a protein of 564 amino acids. Gene Ontology annotation, biological process: protein dephosphorylation. The transcript is spliced from 12 exons.